AUGACUUCAUUUGCAGAUGUUUCGAAGCAAGUCCAUUUAAUAGACGAUUUGAUAUUGGCUGAAAUGAUUUGUGGUAAAAAGGACUAUUGUGACGAAUCUAUCGAGUUCAGUAAGCACUUGCUUCUCACAAAAUUCUGGUUCAUGAGGGUGUCCUGGAAGAAUAAGCGAAAGUUUCUCUUGCUACUCCUUGAUGACAUAAGAAGUGUUUGGACGCUAUCGUUGCUGUUAAAAUCCAUUUGGAAUUGUAGACCUAAGGAUGCGGUAUCCUCAUUUUGCGAGAAACCAAUUUGGAGCAGUUACGAUCAAGUCCCAAUGGACAACAACAGAACGGCUUUGCCAGAAUCGAUGGUACAAGAAGCAAUCACAAACGAUCGCAAUUGGUUUUCAAAACUUGAACCUGACCAGCAGGCGUUAGUCAUAUCAGAACUUCUUACUGUAUCUGGAGGUCCUAUUAUGUGGGAAUUACUUUGGAUGGCCAAAAAAAUAUACAACAAACAUCGAGAACAACAAUUAGAGGAGAUUUUAGAAUGUAACGUUGUCAAUGAAGCGGAAAAAGCUAAGCCCGUUGCGGUUGAACAAUUGGAUAUAGCGUUAGCAUCAUGGAAUACUACUGUCAAGACAAUUCGCGAUGCUUUGAAAUUAGAAGAAAUCGAAGUCACUCACAAAGAUGAAAGUAAAACAACUAUCUGGAAAGUUAAUAGAUAUAAGCCAGACAAUAUGGAAACUGUAGAUUUUUUGCAGCUCUUACCAUCGGUAAUAGCCAAGAGAAUCCUUCUUUAUGUCCCACAAACGCAAUACGGUGACUUGUCCCGAGUUAAUAAGUAUUGGGCUUUUCUUAUCGAUGAGAUAAAACUGGAAUUGCUGGCUAGACAAAAGAUCAACAUGGAUCUAGAGAAGUUGCGAGACAUUAUUCAGCGACACAAUAACGAUGUAGGUGUGGCGAAGUCCGACUCCGAAGCUGAAUGGAUGUCAGCCUUAACUUCAUACACGAAGCCAACAAGUGUUGUUACAAAAUCACUUCCGUCAUUUGGUUGGAAUAGAGUGAAAGUGAGGAAACCCGUGUCAAGUACGUUCAAGCCUUUAAAAAAAAUGUCAGACUUGAAUAAAAGGCUGGAGCAACGCGGAGCUACGGAUGAAAAUAUUUGGAAAUGGUGUCGAAACGUUCUGAAGCUACAAAAAAUACUUAACGAAGGAAACUCUGACGACAAGCAAGAAAAUGAAGGCAUCUUGCCAUUGGAAUUAAAUUUUCCUUGCCCACUCAUGGUUCAAAAGUUUAAAAUACCGUUAGAGUAUCCUCUUUUAAUGGACCCCACGUUGAAGAUUAAUACAAAAGCGGUUAAAAAUAAGCGAUGCAACCAUUGGAACAAGGAUCUUUCCCACCUAUAUCCAGUUACCAAAAUACCUAGCUAUUUGUCAGUUUUCUAUGAAGCCAAGUAA
Messenger RNA from Leptosia nina, 1437 nucleotides. The record is from the annotation of a GenBank genome assembly. NCBI's taxonomy places the organism in Eukaryota, Metazoa, Arthropoda, Insecta, Lepidoptera, Pieridae.